Molecule: messenger RNA, 504 nt
Organism: Solanum verrucosum
Lineage: Eukaryota; Viridiplantae; Streptophyta; Magnoliopsida; Solanales; Solanaceae
Product: ATP synthase subunit alpha, mitochondrial-like
Biological process (GO): proton transmembrane transport; proton motive force-driven ATP synthesis
Molecular function (GO): proton-transporting ATP synthase activity, rotational mechanism; ATP binding; ADP binding
Source: RefSeq, a predicted model, not a curated record
AUGCUGAAUGCGGGAGUUGACAAGAGGAAGAGGAAGCAGCGAGGUAAUAGCUGUAAAAGAUUUGGGCUAUGCGUGGCAGGUCAAGUGGUCUCAGUUGGGGAUGGGAUUGCACGUGUUUAUGGAUUGAAUGAGAUUCAAGCUGGGGAAAUGGUUGAAUUUGUCAGCGGUGUGAAAAGAAUAGCCUUGAAUCUUGAGAAUGAGAAUGUCGGGAUUGUUGUCUUUGGUAGUGAUACUGCUAUUAAAGAAGGAUAUCUUGUCAAGCGCACUAGAUCUAUUGCGGAUGUUCCUGCGGGAAAGGCUAUGUUAGGGCGUGUGGUCGAUGGCUUGGGAGUACCUAUUGAUGGAAGAGCUCUAAGCGAUCACGAGCGACGACGUGUUGAAGUGAAUGCCCCUGGGAUUAUUGAACGUAAAUCAGUGCACGAGCCUAUGCAAACAAGUUUAGAAGCGGUAGAUAGUCUGGUUCCUAUAGGUCGUGGUCAACGAGAACUUAUAAUCGGGGACCGA